This is a messenger RNA of Amborella trichopoda, 1228 nucleotides long. Its product is annotated as nucleic acid binding / zinc ion binding protein. Lineage: Eukaryota; Viridiplantae; Streptophyta; Magnoliopsida; Amborellales; Amborellaceae. The record is from RefSeq and is a predicted model, not a curated record.
UCCAGUGCCAUUUUAGAGAGAGUACCAAAGCGGAGAAGCUUCGUGAAGAGAGAGAGUGAGAGCAUCAAAGUUGAGAAGUUUUGGGAAGCAGCGUGAUUAAUGGAAGAAGAGAGAGAAAUGGAGGUAAAGGUAGAGGAGAGAGAAUCGGGUAUUUCAGGGACAGUGGAAGAAGAAAAAGAAGGCCUGGAUUUUCCAUACUGGUCUGUUAUACGUAGAAAAUAUGAUCCUGAUGCUCCCUUCUUUGCCUCUGGUAACAUAGAGAGAGAGCUUCUCUCUAAGCAGGUGGCUCUAGAUCUUACACAAGAUGAAGAAUAUGAGCUUAGCAACAUGGCAGAUGCAGAGCAUGGGAAAAUAUGUUGCCCGAUUGCUGGUUGUGGAGCUCAGUUGAUUUCAUUGGAGGACUUUGAGGAUCAUUAUCUCUCGCGCCAUUCUGCGUCGUGCUCUGUGUGUUCCAGGGUUUACCCAACAUCACGUCUACUGAACAUACACAUUUCUGAGGCGCAUGACUCUUUCUUCCAAGCAAAAGUUGCACGUGGCUAUGCUAUGUAUGAAUGCCUAGUUGAAGGGUGUGGAGCAAAGAUGACGAGCUACAAAAGCAGGCAUCAGCACCUAGUCGACAAACAUAAAUUCCCUGAUUCAUUCGAGUUCUUGAAGAAGCACCACCCUUCCAAGAGGCAGCGCCAGAGACGCCAGGCUUGUUCAAAGAAAGGCGCAGUUGAUCAGAAAAUGAGAGGUGUGAGAGAGGAACAUCAAAAACGAGAGGAGAGAGAAGAUGAUCAAAAGGGAAUAGAGGAGAGAAAAGGGAUGGACGUGGAUGGAACCAUUGAAGAUCUUGUAUCCAAAGUUUCCAAAUUGAGCACUGCUGACUCCACACCUUCUGUUGUGAGCUUUGGUCGUCGCCAUACUCGUGGUUUAGCUUUCGUCCCUAGAAAUUUACAAAGGGAGAAAAAGCAGGAUCUUUUGACCAACAAAAAAGGUUGAACCUCCACCUCUCUCUCAUCUUUUUUAUAGUGAUUUUGAGUGUGCUCUUUUUGGGGCAUCUUCUUCACUAUUCUAGUGUGAGGGUGAUAUGGACGCUGAUGUAAUAGUAACCAAGGUGCGGAAUUUCAGAUUUGUCAAUGAAUUGGGCCUCAAGGCAAUGGUGUUGUUCAUAACACCUAAUUUUUGUUGAAAUUUGGCUUCAAUAUAGUAUUUUAACUAAUAGAAAAGCGGCUGAGCUGCAACAAAA